AUGUCCGAGGGCCAGCCCGGCGUUCCGCUGACCCUCGACGUUGGUGUUCUGGACAUGGCGACCUGCGAGCCCCUCGAGAACGUCCUGGUUGAUUUCUGGCACUGCAAUGCCACCGGCAGCUACUCCAGCUUCACGGCGCUCAGCCCGAACACGCCGUUCUUGGAGCUGCUGCAGUCGCUCAAUAUCUCCUCAGAAGACUAUAAUAUCGGCGUCACUGAUCUCCACACGGACGAUACGACCUUCCUGAGAGGCAUGUGGCCCACGGAUUCGAACGGCAUGAUGGAGAUGAAAACAAUCUUCCCCGGCUUCUACGUGGAGCGGGCGAUCCACAUCCAUGUGCGGGUAUACAACAACUGGGUGCUGCGAGAGAACGGCACGCUCUCGUCGGGCGACAUCGUCUCGGCGGGCCAGCUGUACUUCGACGAGGAGCUCGAGGAGAAGAUCAUGGCCCUCGACCCUUAUGUGACGCACACUGAGAUCAACCGCACGACGCAUGCUGUCGACAACAUUUUUGCAGACUCGUUUGCCGGCGGGUACGAUCCUGUUGUCUCCAUUGUGGCCGCCGACGGCGAGGAUGUUACCAAGGGAAUGAUCGGAUAUAUCACAAUUGGUGUUGAUACCACUGCUAUUGAGACUCACAGCCUGGGUGGGCUUGAUGAGCCGGUUGAUGAGAACGGUCAUGAUGUCUAA
Diaporthe citri is the source of this 690-nucleotide messenger RNA. RefSeq lists its product as uncharacterized. Gene Ontology annotation, molecular function: iron ion binding; oxidoreductase activity, acting on single donors with incorporation of molecular oxygen, incorporation of two atoms of oxygen. Bases 1 to 690 code for a protein of 229 amino acids. The transcript is spliced from 3 exons. The record is from RefSeq and is a predicted model, not a curated record. NCBI's taxonomy places the organism in Eukaryota, Fungi, Ascomycota, Sordariomycetes, Diaporthales, Diaporthaceae.